This is a messenger RNA of Cricetulus griseus (Chinese hamster), 1101 nucleotides long. NCBI's taxonomy places the organism in Eukaryota, Metazoa, Chordata, Mammalia, Rodentia, Cricetidae. The record is from RefSeq and is a predicted model, not a curated record.
ACCCCACCAGUGCUGCUCUGUUGCUCGGGUCCUCUGAAGCCGCCAGCUGCCAACUGAAACCCGAAACCCGGCUGCGUCUGCGGGCUGGCCCUGCUCAGUUGUUCCAGCCUCUUGUACUGUAUAUUUACACAUUCACACACAAUCACUCUUUCUAACUUCUGGAGUCCUUGCGCAACUGCUAGGAUUUCUCAAGUGCAUGUGGCAACUCAGCCCGGGUGAAAGAAAGCCAGUGGGAUUCCGGAGAUCGCAGGCCCGCGGGACCGCCAGGCUGCAGAGGGGGCUGCGGAGGGGACAGAACCAGAGCGAUACAGACGGCUGGGGCUUCCCCCCAACUUUCCGCGCAGCUGCGGCUGACUCUGUGGCCACAGGGCUUCCUCCUCCAGAGCAGCUCGCAGGCCGGGCGAAUGGGGCUCCUCUGCACUUGCCCUGGCUGUGGGAAGUAAAGGGCACCCGCCCGCCUGAACUCAUCUUUUGGCCAGUCCUAGGACCUUGGGAAGUCGGAUCAGUCGCGGUCCGCAUAGGUCCCUCGUCCUCAGCAGGGUCUGGUUUCUCUACCUCAUCCAAGAAGAUGUUCACUGAGACUUGGAAACUUGAAAGAUUCAGACUGCAUUCCAGACUGGAAAAGGCCAUCAGCUUGAAAAUGGAAGAGAACAAUGAUACUACGGAGAACUCCCAAGUCCAAGGGCGUCAGAAUGCCACCAAGUGUGGGUGGCUGAGGAAGCAAGGAGGCUUUGUCAAGACUUGGCAUACCCGCUGGUUUGUCCUCAAAGGGGAUCAGCUUUAUUAUUUCAAAGAUGAAGAUGAAACCAAGCCCUUGCUUGAGAUUGGACAAUGUGGGAGUUUAUCCCUUGAGAAACCUAUCAUCUAGGAAUGGGACCUUAUGGAAUUUUCCACAUCCAUGUUGGCAUAUCACCUGGCAUUGCUAUUAUGUGGGUCUUCUUUGGGUAACCUUAUCUUUGAGAUCUUAUGGAUUCAGUUUCCUGAAGAAGAAGCCUUAUAUUUGAGAAGGAGGAGCAAAAUGAUAUAGAUGCCAUACUCAUGUAUGAAUUUCUCCAAAAACUGAAAACUACAUCAUCAAUAAAGAUGUAUAUUUAUUAUCUA